AAGGAGAAGGGACUUCCCUCACUCAGGCAGUCCGCCUUAUCUUCCCUCUCCCAACCACAUCUGAACUGCUGUGGACAGCCCAGGCUUGGCUGGAAACUCAUGAAAAGCUACCAAGUAUAAAAUCUUGAGAAUGAGAUGGAUUCUGCAGUGUCUUCACCUGAGAAGCAAGAUAAGGAGAAUUUAGUGGGCAUCAGCAAGAACCAGCUGGGCGUAUGUGGUUGGAUUCUGUUUUCUCUGUCCCUCCUGUUGAUGAUUAUCACUUUUCCCAUCUCCAUAUGGAUGUGCUUAAAGAUCAUAAAGGAGUAUGAACGUGCUGUUGUAUUCCGACUGGGACGCAUCCAAGCUGACAAAGCCAAAGGACCAGGUUUGAUCCUGGUCCUGCCCUGUAUAGAUGUGUUUGUCAAAGUUGAUCUCCGAACAGUUACUUGUAACAUUCCACCACAAGAGAUCCUGACCAGAGACUCUGUCACCACACAGGUGGAUGGUGUUGUCUAUUACAGAAUCUACAGCGCCGUCUCAGCAGUGGCUAAUGUCAAUGAUGUCCACCAAGCCACAUUUCUGCUGGCUCAGACCACUCUGAGAAAUGUCUUAGGCACACAGACCUUGUCCCAAAUCUUAUCUGGGAGAGAAGAGAUUGCCCAUAGCAUUCAGACUUUGCUCGAUGAUGCCACGGAGCUGUGGGGGAUCCAGGUGGCCCGAGUGGAAAUCAAAGAUGUGCGGAUUCCCGUGCAGUUGCAAAGAUCUAUGGCUGCUGAGGCGGAAGCCACCAGGGAAGCCAGAGCCAGGGUGCUUGCAGCAGAAGGAGAAAUGAAUGCAUCUAAAGCCCUGAAGUCAGCCUCCAUGGUCCUGUCUGAGUCCCCCAUAGCCCUGCAGCUGCGCUACCUGCAGACCUUGUCCACAGUAGCCACAGAGAAGAAUUCCACGAUUGUGUUUCCUCUUCCGAUGAAUGUACUAGAAGGCAUUGGUGGUAUCAGCUAUGAUAACCACAAGAAGGUUGAUGAUAGAGCCUGAGGUAGCCCGCCCCUUGC
Messenger RNA from Octodon degus (degu), 1028 nucleotides. It is a transcript of the gene Stoml3, whose product is annotated as stomatin like 3. Gene Ontology annotation, cellular component: plasma membrane. The transcript has 7 exons. The coding region runs from base 136 to 1011 and encodes 291 amino acids. NCBI's taxonomy places the organism in Eukaryota, Metazoa, Chordata, Mammalia, Rodentia, Octodontidae. The record is from RefSeq and is a predicted model, not a curated record.